This is a messenger RNA of Hyaloscypha bicolor E, 2928 nucleotides long. RefSeq lists its product as uncharacterized. The record is from RefSeq and is a predicted model, not a curated record. The transcript is spliced from 9 exons. Gene Ontology annotation, molecular function: protein binding. The coding region runs from base 1 to 2928 and encodes 975 amino acids. NCBI's taxonomy places the organism in Eukaryota, Fungi, Ascomycota, Leotiomycetes, Helotiales, Hyaloscyphaceae.
AUGUCAAUUGAGAAAGCAGCAGAGCCUCCAGUAUCCAAAAUGGGCCCUGAAAAGCACAAGCCAAGAUCGGACAAGAAGCAUAAAACUACACAUGGCGAAAAGCGGAAACGAGACCACGGAGAGGACGGGCUCAAGGCAAAAUCGAAGAAACAUAAGUCGGACAAGGCAGCGUCUCAAGCCUCAGCUCUGGAUAUCACAGCCCCAGCCUCGCCGUUUCACAUCCAAACAGCAUCGCUAUACCUCCCAUUAGCGCCAGUCUCUCAAAAAUACCCCCUCGAAGGACUCUGCGCCGAGCACAUCUCUCCUCUCAUCCUCACUUACUACCCGCCCCUCAGUGGAGUUCUGCUAUCAUACAGCAAUCCACGAUUAUCCGAAAAGCCAUUCAAGGACGACGGAGAGUCGGUGCUGCUGCGGAAUAUCGACGAAUAUGCGGUUAGUUGGGCUUGGGUAACAGCUGAAUUUCUGCUUUUCAAGCCGGAGAAAGGAGCCUUGUUGGAGGGCUACAUAAAUCUUCAAAACCAGGGCCAUCUCGGAAUAGUGUGUUGGAAUCUGUUCAAUGCCAGUAUCGAAUCGAAGAGAUUACCCUCUGAGUGGAAGUGGAAGGAUGUGAGCGAUAUGAAGAAUAGACGAAACGCGGAACAGGGAGAGACGUAUGCGGAGGAAGGACCGGGAUUCUGGGUUGACGGUGAAGGAAAUAAGGUCGAGGGUAUGGUCAAAUUCAGGGUGAGGGAGAUCGAGUCGAGCCAUGACAGGGAGAGGGGGUUUUUAAGCAUUGAGGGCACGAUGUUGAGUGAAGGGGAUGAAGAGGAAUUGGUUGAGAGUGAACGGGUAGGGGCACAGACCGCGAGGGAUACUGCUGGAAGGCGGCUUGGUGGGUCAAAAGCUUUGGGAGCAACGAGUUUGGGUGUGAUAGUGGAGACGGAUAUGAUGGACGUCGAUCCAACGGCAAGCAAAGUUUUACCUACGACCCUCCUUUCGCUUCAAGAUCCGUCUAAAUUCAUGACAUCAACAUCCAACUCACCACCAAGACAACAUCCCUCCAUACAGAGGAAGCGUACAAUGGCUGUACUCAUCCGGCUCAGAACCAACAAGGCAGGAGCCAACGGUGACGCAGCCUUCCAGUCAGGCAAGGAAGUCCUGAAGAAGAAUAUCAGCCUGUGGUCCAUCCCCUACGAACUCCCCGCUACCGCCAACGAGGGUCCUCCUACGGAGCCAGUGGUCAUUCGCCACUCUUUCGACGACCUCCCAAACGGUGUUGAGGUGGUCUCAUAUGGCAAUUGUUUCGUCACUGGCCUCAUUAGAGCUUACCAUCAAGGUCUUCAUCUCCGUUUGAGACCAGAGGACGUUUGGCUUUCAAUACUGUCUCAACUCAGGGUCUACGCAUACCGUCAGCCUAACUCCAUCCCUGGACUCUCCUCUUCCCACAAUUUCAAUGUCGACCUCUCCAUCGAUCUGGAAACUGAUCCCGGAACAAUCGACUCCACCUAUCUGGAGGAGAAGAUAUCUGGACUAUCCCACACACUUAUGAGCAAUGAUGCCGAUCUCAGGCAUUGGAUUCUCCCGAAUUUUAGCUCGACAACUACGACCGACCGAACAGUUGCCUCUGUUGUGAUGAUGGGCCAAGUUCGAAAGUCUACAAAACCUGAUUACGAUAGCCGCCUUCGAAUUGGAUUGUCGUCCGUCAAAUUGCUGGGAGAGAAAUCAGACUGGGAAGAGAUUUUGCGCCGAGUAACGGAGCGAGUUCCUACCUUUGGCAGCAAGGCUACUGAAUGGUUCAAAUUUCUGGACCCAGUCAUCAAAGGCAUCAUCUUGUCCUUUGAUUCUCCCGAUCUCCCCCAGACCAAGGAGUUUUGGGGUCAGGCAUGCCAUUUCGACGGUGCCAACCUUGGUGUUGAUAGAGAAACCAUCACAGGUUGGAUCACAGCUUUCUGCUUCUGGUCAGACUCGGGAGAUUGUCUCCACCCGGAUUUCAUCGACGGGAAUGCCCUCCACCAUCAUCGAAACCCUAUCGAACAGCCCGGCCGUGGAGAUGCACGUAGUAUACUCUGGGAUCAGGAUAGAGAUAAUUGGAUUGUCACCAACCUUAUUGACCGCAAGAACAUCUUCAUCGGAGGUGUGAAAUGUCCUCACAUUCUCCCCGAGAAUAUCCCAAAUGGCACUGCUACGGCUUUGACAUAUGUGAGAGAUUACUCCAAUCGGGUGGCCUACUCUGUUACCAUAGUUGCAGGCUCUAUGGGAGCGGUACCUACUGCGGUUGGCUAUCUUCAUGAUGAGACUGUCCUACAACCUUGGUCUGGCUGGUUUCUAUUGGAAGAUGGAUUGAAAGCAAUGCCGCCACUCCAACAGCACAGGGUUCUCAAUGAGAAUGGCCAUGAAACCGGCUCUGAAUUUUUCUGUAUUUUUCUGACUAUGAAUGGCACUCUGCGAGCGAUCAUGGAGAGUGGUUGGAUUAAGGGACCCCCAUAUGAGGACUUCAAGCAUUUGAUUUUACUAGAAGUCCAUGCGGACGCCUCGAAAUUUGCCUCCAAUGUCACCAAGGAGGAGGCCUAUAAGCAGUCUCUCCCAGCUCCUUCCUCGGAAGUGAAUUGGGCUGGAUUCUACGUCCUCGAUCCUUCCACCCCCAACCAACUGAUUCUGGGCCCCUUCCACGGUAAAGUAGCCUGUCAAACCAUCAGGUUCGGAAAGGGCGUGUGCGGCGCUGCGGCAGAGAAAAUGGAGACCCAGCUCGUUCCAGACGUGGAGGCGUUCCCUGGCCACAUCGCAUGUGAUGGAGAUUCGAAGAGCGAGAUUGUGGUGCCUAUCUUGGUGAAGGGAAAAGUUAUGGCGAUCAUUGAUAUCGAUUGUGCGGAGAUUCAAGGUUUUGAUGAGGUUGAUAAGAGAGAGUUGGAGGAGUUGGCGGAGUUGUUGGCUCAUUCAUGCAAUUGGUGA